CGACGCUUCAUUUGGCACAUUUAUAAUAUUGUACAAAGCGUGCCAAUAUAAUGGUCUCUCCCGAUGAAUAUUGUUGUAGGAUAAUCACUAUGCACUGCCACCUACGACAGGUGAUGAUCUUAAUUUGCACCUGUUAAGUCUUACUGGUAGGAGGUGGCAUAUGCUGGUCCUGUAGCUUAUUGUUCACCUUCGGGAUGUAUAUUCUUGUAAUGACGUAAUUGCACAUUCAAUAUUUUACAUACAAUACCAUUUACUCCCAAUACUACUUCUACAUUGAAAGUUUGAACACAUAUACAAUAUACAUACACACCAUGUCAUUUGGCACCCGUGUUAUCACUGCAUAAAAUAGAUAUAUCAGUGGUCAGCUAACUGCAUGUACCGAGUUGACAUCAGAACAAAAAAUAACUUUAACUGAAUGUUAUUUUUUGAAUGAUUCGACUUCGAGAGAGGGGACGUAACUUGCCGAAAUGGAGGCAGUGGCAUUACACGACUUUAACCCUGAAGGGCAAACAGAAGACGAAUUGCCUUUUAGAAAGGCAUCUAUACUAAAGAUCCUUAACAUGACAGAUGACAAGAAUUGGUACAAGGCAGAACAGAAUGGCAAAGAAGGUUUUGUUCCAAAAAAUUACAUUCAGAUGAAGCCGCACACUUGGUACUAUGGCAAGAUUAGACGCCAAGAGGCAGAACAACUGCUACUAGCGGAACCACACGAUGGGGCAUAUCUGAUUAGAGACAGUGAGAGCACUGCCGGUGACUUUAGUCUCAGUCUUAAAUUUAAUAAUCAGUGUCAACAUUUUAAAGUCCUUCGAGAUGGCGCCGGAAAAUACUUUCUCUGGGUGGUGAAAUUUAACUCAUUGAAUCAACUUGUUGAGUAUCAUAGAGCCGCCUCUGUCAGUCGUUCACAGACAAUUUACCUAAAAGACAUGACCAACGCUCAUGAAGUAGGUCGUGCACUGUUUGAUUUUGUUGCCCAAGAAGAAAAUGAACUUGGAUUUAAACGUGGGGAUCUGAUAAAGGUAACAGAUACGACUGAUGAAAAUUGGUGGAACGGUCGAUUGGCAGAUAAGGAAGGAAUGUUCCCAGCAAAUUACAUUCAACUCAUCACGACUAAAUAA
Owenia fusiformis is the source of this 1115-nucleotide messenger RNA. NCBI's taxonomy places the organism in Eukaryota, Metazoa, Annelida, Polychaeta, Sabellida, Oweniidae. The record is from the annotation of a GenBank genome assembly.